AGUUAAAAGUGAAGUCGUAAUAUUAAAUUUUACGGUUUAAUUAUUUUUAUUAAAUUGUACCGACAUGGCAAGAAAAAGACCAAGACUUAGUCAUGAAGGGAAUCGCAGUAGAAACGACGAAAGCGAACAUCCUGAACCACCACUAUUAUUAGUAUUCGGAGUCUACGCUUAUGAAGCUAAAGAUUCGACGAAAUAUCGUUCCAAGUAGGAGACCGAAUGAAAGUAUUACAAAAUGUUGAGGAUUAUUAUGAAGUCCUUCACUUCAAAACCAUGCGACAAGGUUUGGUACCAAAAAUGCUGGUCGAGGAGGAACGUCGAUUCGAGGAUGAAGAGUGGUUUUUCAAGGAUAUUGCCCGCGAAAAAGCUACUUCUUUAUUACUAUAUGAUACUGGAACUACAGGAACGUUUUUGAUAAGAAAGUCAAAAAACAGCCAUCAUUCCUAUUAUAUCAAUAAAUAUAAAUUUAGGCUUGAAACACCUCUGUGCUCAUUGCUUUACAUUCAAUUUGUAUAA
Messenger RNA from Ctenocephalides felis (cat flea), 513 nucleotides. RefSeq names its product tyrosine-protein kinase Src64B-like. The transcript has 4 exons. Lineage: Eukaryota; Metazoa; Arthropoda; Insecta; Siphonaptera; Pulicidae. The coding region runs from base 217 to 513 and encodes 98 amino acids. The record is from RefSeq and is a predicted model, not a curated record.